Desarmillaria tabescens is the source of this 3141-nucleotide messenger RNA. RefSeq lists its product as uncharacterized. The coding region runs from base 284 to 2827 and encodes 847 amino acids. Lineage: Eukaryota; Fungi; Basidiomycota; Agaricomycetes; Agaricales; Physalacriaceae. The transcript is spliced from 4 exons. The record is from RefSeq and is a predicted model, not a curated record.
UACGCUUACGUCAGUUGAUGACCCUGCUAAUUUUGUACGCGGCCUUGAAACAUUCAACGAUCUACCCGAAAACGACAUGAAGCCCUUUAUUUAGCGCCAACUGAUUCAGUGCGUCCUUUGCUAUUCCCCCGUCGCCCUCUGCUGCUCAAUAUCCUUCACUGCAGUCAGCCUCCCCUAUCUCUUGACCACCACCGCGUAAACAGUUGCAGCUGUCGUCGCCGUGCUCCACGACCACACGGUACCGUUAAAAGACCCUUUGGCUUCCUUGGCACCGUCGUAUACGAUGGCUCUCGCUUUCAGUGUAGCUCCCAUUCAGCCUGUCUCCCAUAUCGCUGCGCCAGGGUCGGCCUCGAGCUAUCCACAGCAUCUGCUCCAGCAUAUGUCCUCGUUUUCAGGCUCUGAAUCACCUGUCGCAGCCACGGAACCAUUGUCUGGUCGUCUCGAGCCUCCUUUGACCACCACCAGCAUAUCGACGACGAGUUCCAAGGUCAAUCGGCCGCUACCGUCGCUACCCAGGACCAAUAGCGUCACCGGGUCAAGCGCAGUCCCUACUACCAUGGCGAUACCCACUUCCCGCCCUCCAAGGAAGAAGGCUUUAAAUUCCCCAGUCUCAUACUUCUCUCACUUGGUCUCUGCAUUAAUGCCCCAACGGAAGGCUGUCUCCUCUGUCACUAGCAUUGUUAACCAUCCAGGCACAUUGUCCCGCCUCUUGUCAUUUCUCCCCUGGCCCGACUUUCUCGCUCUUUCUCAAACGUGUCGUUCCUUGCGGGACAUUCUUGACAAGGAAGACUUGCGGGAUGUCAUUCUCUCGAGAUAUGUCGAAGGCUAUGGCACUUGUCUAAGGCUACGAUCCGGAUCCCGGGAAGGUGUGCAGGAGGUUCCUAUCACAUUGCAUGAUCUCGACCUGCUCCUGAUCUCACAACGCACUCCGCUUCAUAUAUACCCCACUGCUGCGCUUUCGACACUCUCCUCUCGCCGCCUUUCCAAUGCCGAAAUUUUACGGAAUCAGAAACUGGAGAGGCUAACCCACACCCAUUCCCGCUUCGUGCUUCUCCUACAGUCGCUCGCGCACAGUUCCUCAUUACCUCCACCUUUAGAGUCGGAACCAGAAUCUGAUCCUAUCUUCCCUGAAACUCGUACUCAAUCACAGGGUCCUUCGUUUCUACAGCGAGUUUCCUUGGUCGAUGGAAGCGGGACGGGAUCUGUACGGGAGCUUGUUUUUCCCGCACCUUUAUCAUGUCCAGAUCCGGUCGUCGUGACAGACAGACCGGUUGAAACGCCUGGACGGAUCCCUCAGCGCCGUUCGGUUUCGGCCGGCGCUGUGCAGACAGAUGGUCAUAGACAUACGCGGAGUCUAACGAGCACUGCACAUUACUUGCAUUCGUCGCGGUCCCGUCAAGCCCCGAAAUCUACGGGACUUAAUGGGGGACAAGCAGGCACCAUCAGAAGUCCUGAUUCUUCUGCGUCAUUACGCUCAAUGAAAAGGAAGAACCGGCUUUCCAUAUUUAGCAGCAGUGCCAACAAUCCGCCCCCGCCACCUGCCGAUCCCAGAGACCUUAAAUAUUAUUCGACGGGCUGGAGGCGGUCGCUAGCCAACGCUUCAUUUGCCCACAAAGCAAAACGUGCUUCGUCUGCACAUGACUCCUCCAUUUCAGAAGGUUGGUUAUUGGACGAUGAUUUAGGAUUUUAUCGACCACAUCGGAGGUUCGCUUCGUCGAAUUUUAGCGGUAGCAAUCAUUCCUUCAGCAGCACCUCCGGAUCAGCUUCAGGAUCUGGAGGCUCUCCGCUGUCCCGGAGCGAGAGGCACAGUUCUCCAUCACCCCCUUUAACACCUGUUGCGAUGCCAUCUCCCUCGUCACCCCACGAUCUCGUGCUUGCCACGUCGCGCGUCCGUGCUCCCAUUUUACGUGUUUAUGUCCCGUGCACUGAAUUGUCCGACGGUCCAGAGUUCUUGGACAAGGAUUAUUUCCUCACCCAAACUGGUGGCAGUUCGAGCAUUCAGAGAUGCGAAGAUCAGCUCAUAGAGUCUGGUCUAUGGGAGCAUAUGAGCACAGGGGACGUUGUUUGUAAUCUGGGAUAUGUUCCCCCUGCGCCACCGGGAAGUGAAGAAAGUUCCGUAGAAGAUCAUUCGUCUAGCCGAGAGUUCUCUAGUAGACGCGACCGGUUCGACAGGCUCAAGGAGACUCGCACAUGGCUGAUAUUCAACGGACACUGUCUCGUGCCCUUUUGCCCUCCUGACGAUAUGUUACCUAUUGAUGACCCAAUUUCCUUGCCUUCGCCUUUUUAUUAUGAUUGUCUCAUACCCGCCACUCCUCUUGCAGUUGGUCGUCAACGAUCGUCUUUGGCCACUGGCAAUAUCCGAAUGGUCAUUGGACGACUCCCACCACCCGGGUUCGAAGAAGUACCGCAGCUACGUCUCAUUCAUACUCAAACCAGAGUUCGCAGCCCUCAUUCUAGGGGAGGCGUUGCUGUCGUGAAGAAAUGGGUUUGGAUUGCGAAGGUUUGGAGAGGCGGACUUCAUUUUGAUGCCGUCGGAAAGAUGAACGCCAACGGAAGUGAUCUCGGCGCGGCUAUGGGAAUCGGCUGGGAAGGUGAAUGGGUCAUCGAAGGAGAAGGGACCAAAGAGGGUCGCCAAGCAUUAUUGGAUUGCCUUAAUGGCAAGGGACCAAGGCAGAGGGAGUGUGAAAUCGUCCGGGAGAAGAGCGGCGGCGGAAGAAUCUGGCUCAGAAUGCUCGAAUCUUCCUCGGUACAAUUGUAUACUACGCCCUCGAACUCUGGUUCUAUUUCAUCCGCUCUUACACAAACAGCUUCCCAGCCCCGUGUAUGAUUAUAUCUACUUUUAGAUGGUACGAUACUCUGGUUGACCUGCUUCACAUUUAUACAUGGGACUUAUAUCACUGCAAUUCAUCCUGGACAAUUAUAUCAUUACUUGCAGUCAUGCGCUUAUACUUACAUUAUUCAUUCCAUUCAUUCGUGCAUAAUGUACUAUACGUGAUGUGAAACCUUUGCUACAUGUACGCCCGUGAUAGUAUAUUCUUACGUACGUAGGUGUAAGUAUCCCCUCGUACUUUUAUCGUCAUGAUGUUACUUAUGUUUUCUCGAAAAAUAAGAUUCCAAAAGUCGAUGAGACAUUUCAUAUGA